Ilyonectria robusta is the source of this 321-nucleotide messenger RNA. RefSeq lists its product as uncharacterized. The coding region runs from base 1 to 321 and encodes 106 amino acids. Lineage: Eukaryota; Fungi; Ascomycota; Sordariomycetes; Hypocreales; Nectriaceae. The record is from RefSeq and is a predicted model, not a curated record. The transcript has a single exon.
AUGUCUUCACUACCCGUUCAACGCGUUACACUUUUCAAAAUCCCCUCCACAGAGGACCAAGCUCGGCUCAUUGAAAUUUACCGCACAAUGCCAACUCGAGCUCUUAAAGACGGAAAGCCCUACAUCAUAUCAGCUACGGUUGGACCAACAUUUGACGACAUCCGAAACCAGGGCUACACACUUGCAGCGCUUUCAGUCUUUGCUUCAGUUGAGGAUAUGAAGUACUAUGACGACGAGUGUGCGGCCCAUGGCGAGUUGAAGAACGUUGCCAAGACACUUCACAAGGGGGCCAUGAUGGUGUAUUUUCAGAGUGCCAUUUGA